AUGCCGGGUACCAGCAGGGGGAAACUCCGCAUUGCCGAUCCUUUUGUAGAAAAUAACGAGCAAAUGCUGCAAAGACUUAUUCAUGAGGCAUUUAUCAGCAUUAGCCACGGGAAGAAUCGUGUUAACCUCAUGCAGGCAGGAGCAGGCCUCGAGUUCGCCUUCAAAAGAUUGCAGCCUGUUGUGCCUCUACCCGAUCGCGAGUGUAUUCAGAAACUUUGA
Eimeria maxima is the source of this 219-nucleotide messenger RNA. RefSeq names its product CAM kinase, CDPK family CAM kinase TgTPK5, putative. Lineage: Eukaryota; Apicomplexa; Conoidasida; Eucoccidiorida; Eimeriidae. The transcript has 3 exons. The record is from RefSeq and is a predicted model, not a curated record. The coding region runs from base 1 to 219 and encodes 72 amino acids.